Molecule: messenger RNA, 7344 nt
Organism: Mya arenaria
Lineage: Eukaryota; Metazoa; Mollusca; Bivalvia; Myida; Myidae
Product: endoribonuclease Dicer-like
Exons: 18
Coding region: 89-5995 (1968 amino acids)
Biological process (GO): pre-miRNA processing; apoptotic DNA fragmentation; siRNA processing
Cellular component (GO): cytoplasm; nucleus; RISC complex
Molecular function (GO): ribonuclease III activity; deoxyribonuclease I activity; protein binding
Source: RefSeq, a predicted model, not a curated record
GGCUGAAAUACACCAUCGAACAAACAAAAGAAGAUGUUGAUGCGUUAAUGCGAUUUGCGUAUUAUUUACCGGCGUCAUUUUAGCAGAAAUGGCAUAUACAAGACGGAUUGGUGGGAGACCAAAUCCAAAAAGACUGCCAAGACAUUUGAGAAAUGAAGAUAUUCCAAGAAACAUCUUUACUCCUAAAACAUACCAGGUGGAGUUGCUGGAGACGGCCCUACAGCAAAACACAGUGGUAUGUAUGGGUUCAAUGUCAGGCCGUAUGUUCAUCGCCGUCAUGAUGAUGAAGGAGAAGGCUCGACAGGUCCGCUCUUCACUGGAAAAUGGAGGAAAACGAUCCAUCUUCCUUGUUCAUGACGAUGAAGUGAUAGACCAAGUAACUCCCUUUAUCAAGCAUCCCUGUGAUUUAGCUGUCGCUGCUUGUAAGGAAGCAGAUGGCUGGACCAUCGAACAAUGGAAACUUCUGCUGGAUGAAUCUCAAGUGCUGAUUAUACCCUGCUCAGUCUUUCUACAGCUGCUGAGCAAGAAAACCAUUUCCCUGGACAUGAUCAAUUUGCUCAUAUUUUAUGAUUGUAAUCGGGUGUUGACUGAGGCUCAUCCUUAUCAAGAAAUAAUGCAAAUUUACAACAAUUUCCAAAAAGAAAAUUGCCCCAGAAUACUCGGUUUAACAUCAAAUAUUCUUGAAGGGCGAUACCAAAAUCCAAAACUUUUAGAUGGACUUAUUACCUCCCUUGAGAAAGCUCUCAACUCCAGGGCGGAGACAGCCUCACUAGUCAUUCCCGAAAGAUACGGCAUAAAACCAGUGGAAAGAGUCAUUGAAUGCCCUGACUAUGAGGACACUACAGAACUCAAUGACCAGAUUUACCUGCUGUUAGAAAAUUCAAUAGAAUUUCUGGAGGAGUGCAAUAUCGAAAUAUCUGAGGAAUUAGACAAUAGAGAUCCAAGACUGAUUCCAAAAGCAGCCUUAAUUGAGUGCCAUAACAUUCUAACUCAACUCGGUCCAUGGUGUGCAGCCUGCUUGGCGGACAUGCUUGUUAAUCAAAUAGAAAAGAUAGAAAAGCAGAAAGAAACUGUAGCUAUGCAUAAGAAAUUUUUCAAACUUGGUGCAACAACACUACGUAUGGUGUCUAAAAUCUUUGAAAAUCACUUUAAGCAAUGUCCAUAUACCUUGGAAGACCUCCUGAAGUACAGCACACCAAAAGUUGCUGCGCUUUUAGAAUGCUUACGCAAAUACCGUCCAAAGACAGAUUUUAUUAUCAUCAGUGAAGAUCUAGAUAUGAACGCACAAAAAGAAGACAGUGACACAGAUAUGUCUGAUGAUUCUGAUGAGUUUUCAGAAAAUGAUGACGAUGAGGAUGAUGAUGAUGAUGAUGAUGAUGACGAUGAGUCACAGUCUCCAAACUCCAGACAGAUUCAUUUUGCAAUCAAAAAGGUAAAUCCGGAAGAUGAAUUGAAGGCAGCAGACCCUUUCGCUUUAGACGAAGACAAAUGUCUUUGUGGAAUAGUUUUUGUUGAGCAUCAACAUGAAGCCUUCGCAUUGAGCAAAUUUAUUGAAGAAGCUUGCAGCUGGGACGAAGAACUUUGUUUUGUUAAAAGUACUCAUAUGACUGGAAAUAAGUCGUCGGCAAAACGGCAAAAGUUGUACAAGAAACAGGAAGAAACGUUGCGCAAGUUUCGCAUGCAAGAUUUGAAUCUUCUGAUAUCCACAAGUGUAUUAGAAGAAGGAGUGGAUGUGCCUAAGUGUAACUUUGUGGCACGAUUCGACAUUCCGAAGUCCUACCGUUCUUACAGUCAUUCAAAGGGUAGAGCACGUUCCAGGGAUGCUGAAUAUGUGAUACUGAUUGAAGAAGAGCACUUUGAUGGGUUUGAAUCGGAGCUGAAACAGUAUCAUGAAAUAGAAAAGGUUCUGAUCAAUAGAAAUGCUCGACUGAUUGAGCCUGAAGAUGAGGACCAAUCAGAUUGCAGCUGUGAUCACAUGGUUCCACCGUUUGUACCACCAUCAGAGGAGAGAUUAGGGCGCUGUGCCUCCAUGGAAACAGCUAUCAUGCUAGUCAAUAGAUACUGUGCUAAACUUCCAAGUGAUGCAUUCACCCAUCUGACCCCUUCCUGUAGGAUUAGAGAGCUGCAGUCAGGGGAGAAAACAAUGUAUGUGGCGAGUGUCAGACUUCCUAUUAACUCCCCUGUCAAGAUGGAAAUUGAGGGAGUUCCCAUGCCUACCAAACAAAAAGCCCGGCAAGCUGUUGCUGUACAGAUCUGUAAAAUUCUGCAUCAAAGAGGUGAGUUGGACAACGACCUGAUGCCUUUGGGUAAGGAAAUGUUGGAGGGGGUGGGGGAGGGGGUCGAUGAUCCCUGGGCAGAUGAAGAGGAUGCGGCAGGAGAAGCCCGACCUGGCACCACCAAACGUAAACAGUACUAUUGCAAGAAGGUGGCUAGUGCUCUACAACAGACAGUGCCAAGCCCAGGUACUCCCUGCAACCUGUAUGUCAUCACCAUGAUACUCACUGGGCCAAUUACUGAAGAUCAGAAUACCCGUGGCAGGAAAAUCGAUGCUCCGGAUGAAACUACUCGCUCAAUAGGAAUCAUAACGCCAAAAACUAUACCUCUGGUGCCCAUGUUCCCAGUUUUUACCAGAUCAGGGGAAGUCACUGUGUCAGUCGACCUGCUGUCAAGUGAAGUUACUCUGUCAGAAGAGAAGUUGGAGAAACUGAAGACGUUCCACCGGUUUCUAUUCUCAAACGUGCUGAGAUUGGAGAAAGAUCCGAUGGAUUACUUCCCCACUGAGAGCAUUGUUGGAUAUGUGGUCGUGCCCCUUGAUGUUUCAGGUGGCUCAAAUUUGGACAUUGACUGGACAUAUACUGACAAAGUGGUAGAAUCAGUCAACAGCACUCCAAAAGCCCAUGGAGAAGACUACAUGUUUGAGUUCCGAGCUGAAGAUUUUGAAGAUGCUGUUGUGAUGCCUGCGUACAGGAACAUCGACCAGCCACAGUACUUUUAUGUGGCAGAAAUAAGACCAGAUCUCAACCCACUUUCACCGUUUCCAUCACCAGAACUGUACAAGACAUUUGCAGAAUACUAUGCAUCCAAAUAUGGCCUUGCCAUUUCAAACCUUGAACAGCCUUUACUUGACGUGGAUCACACAUCGGCUAGACUGAAUCUCCUUAUUCCUCGCUAUAUGAAUCAGAAAGGAGUUCCACUUCCAACCAGCAGUGCAGAGACGAAGAAAGCAAGAAGGGAAAAUCUGCAACAAAAACAGAUACUGAUUCCUGAAUUAUGUGAUGUUCAUGUCUUUCCAGCUUCACUGUGGCGAAAGGCUGUAUGCCUUCCUGCCAUCUUGUACAGGUUGAAUUAUCUAUUGCUUGGGGAGGAAAUCAGGAAGCAUGUUGCUGCGGAAACUAGGAUUGGAGUUGUGGAGCUGCCUGAAGAUUAUAGAUUUCCAAAGCUGGAUUUUGGAAUCGAUACAAGUCCUGAAAAUCUGAAGAUGCUGAAUGGGAAUUCAAAAGACACUGAUGAAACUGACUCAACAUCUGAUGAUGGAGAUAAAGAGGAAGAAAAUCUAGGGUCUGAUAUUGCUAAGGAUGAUAUUCCAGAUGAUGCAAAUGAAGAUGAAAAUGCCAUGAAUGAAAAAAGUGCUAAAGAAGAGGUGGACAAAAGUGAUGAAAACAUUGAUGAAAACAAAGAAGAAAGUGCUAUUGAUGCUACCAGGGCUGAUGAUGUGCCAAAUUGUAAUAAAAGCAUAGAAAACAUAUCAGAAACAUUUGCAAAACUGUGCAAGACUUGUGAUAGGGAUCCAUGCAUUGAAAAAUGUUCAAAGUGCAAUAAAUCUGUCUGUGUUGAUGCAGGCGUGGCCAAAUUCAUCUGUGAUAAUGUCAACCGCAAAGAUGCCAACUUGACAACAUUCCAAGAGAAUAAUUUGCAAUUUGUUUAUAAUAUCAAUGGUGCAACUGAUGACAAAAAUGAUGGUGAAGCAGAUACAGCAAAAGAAGGGGAUGAAAUGUCACUGGUGAACGGUGAUUUAAAAGCUAGUGAAACUCAAGAUGAACAAAACAGGACAGAAAAUGGGAAACUUCUUCAAGAAACUAGGUCAGACAAUAUAAAUGAGGUAGGAGAUAGUGGUAAAAAAUGUUUUGGAAAUGAUGAUGAUGAAAAAGAAAAUGAAAGGAGUAGGUACUUAAGUAAUGGUUACGUGCGUCAUGAUAACCAAACAUUAGAAAUCGCUGAUGACUUGAUUGAAGAACCCAGCAAUAAAGAAGUAGAAAAUGGCCAUGAAAAUACAAAUGAGACCGAACAAACUGAAGAUGUAUUUUCAAAUAUAGCAACCUUCUUAACUGAUAAAGAGAAAAGAGCUUUAGACGAUGACUUUUGUCCCGAGCCUCUCAUUUCUCUUGACAUUGACAUGAAUCUUAAAGAAUUCAUUGGUCCAAGUCCAUGUGAGAUCUUGCAAGCACUGACGAUGUCUAACGCUAAUGACUUCUACAGCUUGGAAAGACUGGAAACCAUUGGAGAUUCAUUCCUGAAGUAUGCCAUCACAGUUUAUCUGUUUUGUUCCUAUCCUGGAAUACAUGAGGGAAAACUGAGCUAUCUGCGCAGCAAGCAAGUCAGUAAUUUCAACUUGUACAGGCUUGGAAAACGCAAAGGACUUGCAGAGUGUAUGAUUUCCACCAAGUUUGAGCCCUAUGAAAAUUGGUUGCCUCCAGGCUAUGUGAUUAAUGAAGAUAAGAGAAAAGGUCCGGUGUCCAGAGUUCAUGUUGUAUCUUUAGGCCAAAAGAGUUUGCCAUCUAGUUUCCAAACACAGCUCGACUGUAUUGACAUUUCACUUCUGUCCACAACAUCUAGUCAAACAGAGACAGAAGUGGACACUUUCCAAUCAGAACUUGAUGCAAUUGACCUCAUCUCAAAAGAGAAAGAUGAGGAAGAGUUUGCCAUGGAAGAUAAACCUACUAGCCUACAAAAUCUUCUGCCUUACUGUCUGCAACUUCACCACUGUCUCCCUGACAAGAGCAUAGCGGACUGUGUGGAGGCUCUGAUUGGCUGUUACUUGACGUCAUGUGACAAGAUGGCUGCUCUCAAGUUUAUGUCCUGGAUGGGGCUCAAGGUUUUACCAAAAGAAAACAUGGCCGCUGAUGGCUACGAUGAGGAUUUGCGACCAGUGCGUUUGCCACCUCCAGCCUCCCCAAUGGAUGGUGCUGACCGGACAGCCUGCGAUCUUCUGACUAGGUUACUAGACGGUUAUGAGGGGUUUGAGGAAAGGAUAGGAUACACAUUCAGGGACAGGUCCUACCUGCUUCAGGCCUUUACACAUGCAUCCUACCACUUCAAUACCAUCACUGACUGCUAUCAGAGACUUGAAUUUCUGGGGGACGCGGUUCUUGACUACGUUAUUACCCGCCACCUUUACGAGGACUCCGACAAGUACAGCCCAGGCGUCCUCACUGACCUACGUUCAGCCCUGGUCAACAACAAUAUCUUCGCAGCCCUUGCAGUCAAGUGGGACUUUCACAAAUAUUUCAAGGCGAUCUCGCCUUCACUGUUCCACGUAAUUGAGAAGUUUGUGGCACGACAGAAGGAGAAAGAAGAUGAAAUAGAUGAUGAGGAUGAAGAGGCUGACGAGGACCAUGAGAAAGAACAUGUUGAGUUGGAAGUUCCAAAAGCGCUCGGAGAUAUAUUUGAGUCGGUGGCAGGGGCAGUGUACCUUGACAGCGGUAUGUCUCUUGACACCGUCUGGCGUGUAUUCUACAGGAUCAUGAAACCUCAGAUAGAUAAAUACCUGCAGAACAUCCCCAAGUCUCCAGUGAGAGAGUUGUUGGAACAGGAACCAGAGACAGCCAAGUUUGAAAAGCCUGAGCGCACCAUGGCUGGAAAGAUCCGCGUGACAGUGAACGUUGUUGGGAAGGGUGUAUUUACAGGAGUGGGUCGAAAUUAUCGCAUCGCCAAGAGUGCUGCUGCCAAGAAGGCCUUGCGUUGUAUAAAGACGCUUGAAAAUCAAGGCCUUAUAUAAGAUAUUCAGUAUGAAAGCUGCUCAGAUUUGCAAGAGUAGAUUUCAUAAUUUUGUGGUGACAUAGUUUAUAAUUAGUUUAUAUGUUGUCAAAUACUACAUGUUGUCUUCUUUUAAAAUUUUUGAAUUGUUACACUUAUUUGGCAUUAUGUAAUUUUAUAAAUUACAAUAAUUAAUAAAAAAAAAUUGUUACCAGCUAAACAAAUUCAUCUCUUCAUAAGAAACACAUACAAUAGUGGUUACUGUUAUAUUUGACAUUGCUAAAAUGUUUGCCCGGCCCCUAUUAAUGAAACAUCUUAGGUAUAACAGGCUUAACUCCCUUAUUUCAUGACUUGCUUAUCCUUGAUUUUAUAUGAAAAAGUAGUUCAUCAUGAUUAACUUUAAAAUAACUUUAAUUUUAUUGUCUCAAAACUCUUAAAAUUAAUAAAACAAAUUAUACCAACACAAAAAACAAUUUACUUUAUCAAGUUAUAAGGUACUUGAUGAUUCAAGGAAUUUGCGGGAAAAAUGAAUAAUUGUAACAAGCUUAACAGUAUAGUAUACCAUGUGAUGAAUUGCGUCACAAAUGUUUCGUCGUCGGGCAAUUUUUUUGCUUCGAGUGAAUACACUUUUCUUCAACCAUUUCUUCACAAUUUUAAAUGAAACAUUGCACAGUCUACAUCACUAACAGAGCCCAGCCCUUGGUCUUAAUGGAGGUUGAUUUGACAGAUAACCGUCUGAAAACACUUUCACAAACCUUUUCACCUUGACAAACGGCUGCCUGAUGGAGCACUGUCAAAACAUUAUUUUGAAAACAGGAUUGUCAAAGUGUUUGAGGAAACUAAUCACCUUAUCAAACUCCGGUUAUUAAACAAAGGUGUGCUGAAGUAAUUUAUCACAUGGUAUACAAACACUGUUAUGUAUCUUUUUUCAUUUUUCUAGACAACUUGCUUAAAAUAGUUGUAAAAAAAAAAAAAAAAAAUAGUCAGCGUGAUCCUUAUAUAAGAAACAUAAAUUGUUUGAGAUAUUGGGGCCUGGCUAAGACUUUAAAUAGGUAUUAUUUUUAUGACAAUAAACCAUUUGUCAUUUAUCACAUUCAAAUUUAAGUAUGUUGUUGACCUAAUUGAUAUAAGCUACCUAAGGCUGUUAAUCCUAAGAAGUUUCAUGAAAUUCAGGCCUGGUUAGCAUUAUUAUGUAUUGCCUUGAUGAUGGAAAGGUUGUGUGGGGAAAAAUAUUUUUAGCUGUAAUUGAGAUUUAAAAACUGGAACAAGCCCAUGUCAACAAACUUGGUCUAAUAAAAGCCUGUAACUGGCACUUAAAAAUACUGUGGUAGUUUGGUCAAUAUUUAAAUGUGAUUAAAAUAAUGAAGAACA